AGUGGCGGGGGUGUUUGUAGCCCUCCCUCCUCCACCUCCGCCACCCCCGCCCCACAGAGAGUCGGGCUCACGCCAUCUUGCCCCCCCGUCCGCGCCCAGCCACCCUUUCCCUUUAGACUCUCUCAGCCCCCUACCCCGCCCCUUUCCAAGCGUGUCCCGGGCCGCCGCCGCAGAAACCGCACCAUCUCUAUCCCCACAUUCUCCACGCGGGACGCGCAGCCGGGUCUACAAGUGUUCUUAGAACAGAGAUGAAUAACACUGCAGCCAGCCCAGUGUCUACUGCCACUUCAAGUAGUGGAAGAAGUACAGGGAAGUCUGUAAGCUUUGCAGCAGAAUUGCAGAGUAUGAUGUUUUCUCUAGGUGAUUCUAGGAGACCUCUUCAUGAAACAGCAGUUUUGGUAGAAGAUGUAGUACACACUCAGUUAAUUAACCUGUUACAGCAAGCUGCUGAAGUUUCUCAGCUCCGGGGAGCAAGGGUAAUCUCUGCUGAAGAUCUUCUGUUUUUGAUACGCAAAGAUAAGAAAAAACUUAGAAGACUGCUAAAAUACAUGUUUUUCCGAGACUACAAAUCAAAGAUUGUCAAAGGCAUCGACGAGGAUGAUCUUCUGGAAGACAAAUUGAGUGGCAGUAAUAAUGCGAACAAAAGACAAAAAAUCGCUCAAGACUUUCUCAACUCCAUUGACCAAACAGGAGAACUCUUGGCAAUGUUUGAAGAUGAUGAAAUUGAUGAAGUUAAACAAGAAAGAAUGGAGAGAGCAGAAAGACAAACUCGAAUUAUGGAUUCAGCUCAAUAUGCAGAAUUCUGUGAAAGUCGACAGUUAAGUUUCUCCAAAAAAGCCUCCAAAUUUCGAGACUGGUUGGACUGCAGCAGUUUGGAGAUAAAGCCCAACGUUGUCGCUAUGGAAAUUUUAGCAUAUUUAGCGUACGAAACUGUGGCACAGUUAGUGGAUCUGGCUCUUCUUGUGAGGCAGGACAUGGUAACCAAGGCAGGAGACCCCUUCAGCCAUGCCAUUUCUGCCACCUUCAUUCAGUAUCACAGCUCUGCUGAGGGGUCUUGCCUAAGGUCCUACCCAGACUCUCCUGAGAACACACCUCCUCCUACACCGAGCGCUCCAUCAUCUGGAUCACAGCUCUCAGGGAGAACCACAUCAGGAUCCCUAGGGAAUGGGAGUGCUGGACAAGACUCAGCUAAAACCAAACAAAGGAAGAGAAAAAAGAGCACUGCGGCCUGUGGUGUUGAGGCUCACAGCGAUGCCAUCCAGCCCUGCCACAUCAGAGAGGCCGUUCGACGCUACGGCCACAAGAUUGGCCCCCUUUCCCCAUUCACAAGUGCCUACCGCAGGAAUGGGAUGGCUUUUCUGGCCUGCUGAUGUGACUGUGACUGAGACAACAGGAAAGGCAGUGUUAUAUUAAGGUGCUGAGAAGCAAGAAACAGUAGACUCGCUCAUUUGCCAGCGCGCUCUCAAGAUGCACCAGAGGGGAAAUGAAACUCAUCUCGCCUGUGGUUUGUGCUGAGCUGCGCUUCCCGCCACUGCUCCGGGGGUCACACAGGCCCCUGCUCGGGACAUGUCUCACACACUCGGUUUGUCAUCCCUGUGAGCCUGUGUCAUGGAAGGGUGCGCUGUUUGCAUGUGUUUCUUAUAGAACUUGAUUGGCCCACUGGCCUUUCUUCUGUUCAUUACCCACAUUUGUCUUAGAAAACAGCCACCUUGUUCUAGCUGUUGGAGAAAGACAGGGCUUUCCUCCAGCUCACCUGAGUCCCCUCGGUCGCUUAAUUAGCAAGUGGCAAGAAGUUCAGAGAAGUCUGUCAGGACAGGAGAAUGUGCUCCGGCCUCCUUGUCACCUAAUUUGAAUCCUGGGCCACACUCUUGGGCAGAGGACACAAUGGCACAUCAGGUGGUGUCCUGGUCAGGUCUCAGGUGGGUUUGUAAUAUUAAAAGAAUAAUAUAAUAUUAGUGAAUGCAAGGCAGUAUCUGAAAGGAAAGCCAACGUUCCCUUGACGUUUAUAAAAACAUUAUGGUAACAAGUGAAUUCUUUCUGUGGAAUCUGUUAAACUAAUAUGCAGUAAAUAUAAUGGUUUAAAGUCAAAAUCCCAUUCUUGAUUUAUGGAUUUACCAAAUUAACCUGCCAGACUCUCAUCCUUCUUGCAUAGGCGAAACUACAGAACCUUUCCACAGUCUCACUUCACUCUUCGGCUACACGUUCCAAUCCCAGACCUGUCGCUGGCACCACGAAUGUUUUCCCCCUUCUCCUGAUGUCGUCUCAACAUCUCAGGGUCGUUGGCGUUUUCUCAAGACUGUAACCCUUAUGCAGUCGUUCAUGGGACCAGCUGGUGACCUCACACACUCCCCAACUGUGCUGCAAACCAUUUCAACACAACCCCAUGCCUCGGAGUUUUGAUAACUUGACCUGGAGCUCCUGGGUCUGUAGCAACUUGGGGGCAGCUCAGUACCUGCUAAGGUAUUGCUUCCCCUGCCCCCGGCCCCCCAAAAGGGCUGUAAAAGGUUAGGGUUCUGAGAGGUGGGCAGAGGCUGUGGCACACACGCUCCUGGGCCCACAGAGGAAGGCCUCCUUUCUCCUCCUCCCUGGCACAUGUCCGUUCUGACGCCUCCUUCGCUAAGGGCCACGUGCUCCAGACCAGCAGCCACAGCAAGAGGGGCCAGCUCUGGGGUGAAGAAAAGAGAUGCCGAGGCAUCCUCAGAAGGACGCUGUCCUUCCCCUCACAUAUCAUCCGCUGCCCGCAGCCCAGCUCCCCUGAAGCCCUGGAGGGGCGGCCACGGGCAGAGUGACGCUGACUCAGAAAUGCCCCCUUUGUGCCUCUUUUGCCAGUAGCAGAACUUCAGUAGCAGAACUUGAUCUUUCAGGAGUCUCUUUGGGAAUCUCUGGGUCUUCUGCUUUUAACAGCUAAGUGAAGCAGUAUCCCCUUAUAAAAGGAAAAAUGCAGCUUCAAGAUUUGCUCAAGACAGAAUGAUGACACUUGGCAAGUCCAAAAAGAAGAACACUUCACUGCCCGCUCUCUGCUCCCAGAUGUUCGGAUCACUGAGAAAUGGUACAGCCAGGGUGAGGGGGUGCGAACUGCUUGUUUAUUUGGCGUCUCCUUGGGGGGUUAUAAAAAACAAACAACAAAAACACACACAGAAAAGCUCGACACAAUAAAUAAACCAUCGACAGUAACCUAAGACGAAGCGCUCCUGCGAGAUUCUGAGCCUGUGUGUUUGUUGCUGUUCUGCAAUUAGCCGAGGAUGCUCGUGGAUUGUGCUAACGCAGCACUGAGCCCCGGGCCAAACACCUUCUCAGGUUUUUUUCCCCCUCUGUGUUUUGCUAAUCCCUGGAUGAAACAUAAUCGCAGAGCAAUGUUCAAGGUUGGACGCAACAGGGAGGAACUCGGCGUUGGCUCCCACCCAGUGCAAAUAACAUGCCAUUGGACUUAAGGCAGGAGGAAGGAUGUUAAACAAAUACACUCCCUCCAGCCUCCCAGGCAAUGGCUCGCUGCUCUCCACAGAAGCCCCAAGUUUCCCCAAGCUGCUCACUCAGCUCCCAGGUUUCAUCACCUGAGAUAUGUUGUAUAAGAUAAAUAGGCAGGGAGGCCAACGAGCAAAAAUCCCAAUCAGGAAAAGAAUGGAAAGAGAAUUAAGUCAUUUAUUCCCCUCUAGGGCGAAAUUAAAGUAACAAAAGUAUCUGUAUAUAAUAAAUAUAUAAUUAUACAUAAUAAUUAAACUCCAGCCCCUUGCAGUCAUCAUUCUUUUUCCCUUUCUCUCAAACCAGAGGAAAACAUUUCUCCUUAUUGUGAUUUCAGGUGCAGACUUCUGAAUCAGAAGUUCCAGGUACCACCUGACUCCUUGUCAUUUUGUGUUCUGAUGACAGCAUGGGAAAGGGAAUCAGAGAAUGGGACAGAAUUUUCUCCAGUGAACAGAGAGAGAAGGCUGUCUAAAAGUACUCAUCUGUUCCACAUAAAGUUUUCUAAAAUAUACACACACGCAAGUGCAUGUAUUUGUAACUCAUUUAAUCUUUUUUUUAAUACAUUUAUUUUAUUUAUUUAUUUUUGGCUGCA
Delphinapterus leucas (beluga whale) is the source of this 4051-nucleotide messenger RNA. Lineage: Eukaryota; Metazoa; Chordata; Mammalia; Artiodactyla; Monodontidae. The record is from RefSeq and is a predicted model, not a curated record.